Phyllopteryx taeniolatus (common seadragon) is the source of this 9757-nucleotide messenger RNA. It is a transcript of the gene znf821, whose product is annotated as zinc finger protein 821. Gene Ontology annotation, biological process: regulation of transcription by RNA polymerase II. The coding region runs from base 1774 to 3237 and encodes 487 amino acids. Gene Ontology annotation, molecular function: DNA-binding transcription activator activity, RNA polymerase II-specific; RNA polymerase II cis-regulatory region sequence-specific DNA binding. Gene Ontology annotation, cellular component: nucleus. The record is from RefSeq and is a predicted model, not a curated record. The transcript is spliced from 6 exons. Lineage: Eukaryota; Metazoa; Chordata; Actinopteri; Syngnathiformes; Syngnathidae.
CCAGCGGAAGAAUAUCACUUUUUCCAGUCCAUGUGGUGAUGCGGUGCUUUUACUCGUGGCAUUCAGUGAUGACGACUUGGUGUAAUGUUAUGACACUGGGUGUGUAGCGGCAUAAAGCGCCACCUAGUGACAUAUUUUGUAACUGUUCCAUCCUAACGUGGCGUCAGGGAUAGGAAAAAAAAAUGCUUUAUCGAUGAAAAUGAACUUCACAAAUCCAGCAGUUUGGGGGGGAAUAGUCUUCGUCAUUUAUGUGUAUAUGGCAAGUAGUUUGAGUAUUGAAUCGAUGUCCUUGAUUUCCAAUUUAAGGUUUAUGUACUAGUACGCUGUUUGUCCUAACUAGUAAGCAGGGCAAAACCAAUUCAUGGGGCCCUCCACAUCCGACAUGAUAAAUAUUAAUGUUUAAAAUGAACUAAAAUAUGAAUUCGAGAACAUUCUAUUUCCUGAUCUAGAGAAUGUCCUUAUAAUCCGUUUUAGGGAUUUUUGUCUAGCAAGUGAAUAAUCUUAAUGCUUUUACUGUUAUUGAUAAGAACGAACACUUACAACUUCGUGAUGACAAAUGUCGAAACAACCAUGCUAGAUAAAGCACUUUGGGUGUUUUGUUCAUUUUUAAGCGUGCGACUUAAGGUUAAAACAAUAAUAACUGUUUUCAUUUGAAAAACUCUUGAUUAAUCAAUUUUCCCGAGAGUUUUGGGGGACCCUGGACCCAGGCCUCAAGCAAUUGCCUCUGUUUGCCAAAUGUUAGGUCAGCCCCUCCUAGUAAAACAUUCCAGAAAACUAGUAGAAAGACUAGGGUGCGCAAGUAAAACGAUCAUUGUUUAGCGAACUACUUGUAAAAUGUAGUGUGCUAAUGUACAAGUUAUUGUACAAAAAUGGAGCUUUACUUCCACCAGAGAAAUAUAACAAGCUAAGCUACAGUAAAAAAGCUAAACUACAUCAAAGCUAAUUCAAGUGGAACUGUCAAUAUAAUAUAAUAUUAACAUAACUGAACUGUGGGCAUUAAACAAAUAAUGUAAACAAGUUGCAGAUGUGGUCAUUGUUCCCAUCUAUUGAAUUAAACAUUUAAGUUAUCAAAUAUCAUAUUACUUAAUUAAAUAGACAACAGGUUUUUUUUAAUAGUAGCUGCAUUCAUUGUACGUCUCUGAGUGUUCUCCUUUUUCUUAUGAUGAGAUUCAAUUUCAUUACAUAUUUCACAAAUCCCAUUUUCGUGUUUUCAAAUAGUGAGUUUUAUUUAAAGCCCAAUUAACGCAUAUUUAAUGUGAACGCGUUGAUAUUAUUGUUUGCAGUUGUCUCAGUUGCUAGCACGGACUUGUUUAAGCGCUAGCACUUCCGCGUUGGCUGUACGUAUCCCAAAAUGCACCGCGGCAGGCUUGACGUAACAGAUCAGCUGAGCUCGCUCGACGCCGCAGUGAGCACGCGCCCGUCAGUGGCGCGCGCGCGCCCGUCAGCGGCUCGUCAUCGGAGCUGCUCCGGGUCCACUUGGUCGAUCCCAGUCGGCGUUUAAAAACGGAGCCCGUCAACUGGAUACACCGGUUUUUUUUUUAAUUUAUUUAUUUAUUUAUUUUUCAAUCACCGCAAGAAUGUGACGCUUUAUGUUAAUCCGUUUUUAUUUUAUUUUGUUAAUUGUUGUUUUGUUUUUUUUGCCUCUAUGAAUCGUCGCUUUGGAAACAUUAAUCAUUAUCCACCUGGACCGGUGUAAACGUAAACGUCCUGGGGGUUCGGAGGGGAUUCCACAUUUUUUUUUUUCCCCCCCCCCCUGUGGGAGUGGACCAUAAUAUGUCCAGGCGAAAACAGACCAACCCCUUCAAAGUUGACUGGCCAUUCCACACUUCCGGCAUCACGGGAUUUCAGCACACUAUUAACAUGGACGGCAGGGACGAGUUCACCGAAGACAGUGAGUGCUGCGGCAACAGCUCCCAGGAAGUCCUCGGACAGGAGAGCGCCACAGAAGACAGCGAAAGCGACCCGGACUCCUCGUCCAACGCCUCGGCCGACGACCACAUGACUGCCAAGAGGGCGCCGUGCCGCCUGCAAGGAGCGGGAGUCAAAGAGGAGAACGAGGAAGGCUCCGACCACAGCAACAACUUUGUAUGUCCUCUGUGCACGCUGGACUUCAGCAGCCCGGAGAAGCUCAUCUCCCAUGUCUACCAGCACACGAGCCUGAUGAGCAGCAGCAAGAGCUACGUGUGUCCCGUAUGCGGGCGAGCGCUGAGUUCGCCCGGCUCUCUCGGGCGCCAUCUUCUCAUCCACUCGGAGGACCGCCUCUCCAACUGCGCCGUUUGCGGCGCACACUUCACCGACACCGACAACUUCCACAGGGAGAAGCUGAAGGAUGUCCUGGACACGACCAGGCUGGAUGUCUCGAGUGGAAGCGACACUUGUCCCCUGACCCACUCGCUCUCCAGCUCUCCCAUGGCCAGUCCAGGACCGGGCCCUCAUUCCUGUCACGGGCCCGGACCCAGCCCCAGCCCCAGUUCCUGUCAGGGCCCUCAGUCAUGUCAAGUCCACGACCCCAGCGCCGGACUAUGUCAAGCCCAUCGGACGUGCCACAUAUCCGGCCCGUGUCAAGGCCCCUCGAGCCAAGGACCUCCGUUUCCCUCCCUGCCCGACAGUCUGCUGUCCGAAGGGCCGUCGCUGGCGUCCAUCCCCGACGCCCUCACCUCCUCCUCCUCAGGUCUUCCUCCCAUCCCGGACAUCCUGAGUCCGAUGCCCGUGUAUCCCGCCGGCGUGCUUCUGGUGUGCAACAGCUGCGUGGCCUACCAGCAGCUGGUGGAGGUCCAGUCCCCCGUGCGCAAAUGGGCCCUUCGCCGCAAGAACGAGCCCUUGGAGUCCCGCCUGCACCGGCUGGAGCGCGAGCGAACGGCCAAGAAGAACAAGCGCGCCUGCGAGACUGACGAGGAGCGCGAGAUGCGGCGUCUGCGCGACCGCGAGGCCAAGCGCAUGCAGAGGAUGCAGGAGUCGGAGGAGCAACGGGCGCGACGCCUGCAGCGGGACCGCGACGCCAUGCGCCUCAAGAGGGCCAACGAGACGCCCGAGAAGCGGCAGGCGCGGCUCGUCCGUGAGCGCGAGGCCAAGAGGGUCAAGCGGCGGCUGGAGAAGAUCGACCCCGCGUUGAGGACGCAGAUCGAGCACGACCCCGCCGCCAUGGCCGCGCUGACGGCCGACAUGAGCCUCUUUCAGUUCCCAUGCCCCGUGCCUGUCCCGCCCAUGGGCAACGGACUCUUCAUGAAGCUGCCCUAAGAAGACCACGGUCUCUAAUUCAGGGGUGUCCAAACUUUUUCUUCCAAGCGCCGCGCACACACACAAAAAAAAUCAAAGGACACAAGGGCCACUUUGAAUUCACCUUUAAAGUCCCGCUUAAGUGCAAACAGAUAUUUCUUCUAAAUUUGGCACACUACAGAGAAAAAUAGAUGCUACUUCGUCUAGAAACUUUCAUGAAAAUGUAUCCACUCCUGUUAGCCACCAGCUAACUUGCGAGCUAAGAGGCCUGGGCCUAGUAAUAUUAAUAAAAUAACUCGCAAUUGCGCCAAGUAACCACUGAUGCGAAUGAAGUUGCUGAACUUCAUUAGCUCUGCCUUGUCACCGUGACCUCCGCGCACUCACCGCUGACAACGUGGCGCUCUAAAGCGGCCACGCCAGACCGAAGCCCGGGUCCACAUGCUGGCUGUCAAGUCAGACUGGGGAGGGAAAUCCCCCAUCCUUGCUAUUUCACUUUUUUCAGUGACGUACGAGCACUCAUGGCCGACAAUGAGGCACUCUAAUGCUGCCACGCCAGCGAACUAUUCGAAGGGAAGAUACAUUUUCGGGGUUUGGGCAUAGCUAUCUAACUAACUGAAUGUUGCAAUUCCACCAGCUAACCGCUAAUGCCAACAAAGCCGCUCAAAUAAUUGGAUUGGCGACUCAUACCGGGGCCACGGUGUGUCGCUGGUUUUAGCCACACCCCAAAACAUGUGGAAAACAAAAAUGGUGAAAAACAGUUCAACGCUGUAUCUCCACAAUUAAGUACUACAUAGUUCUGUCUUUGCACAUUUUCAGCAAUUAUCUUCAAACGUAUUUAGAAGCAAAUCUCUGAAUUCACUUUAGAGGGUCUAUUAUUUCAAACGCUAAAACUAAUCAAUCAGUAUAGACAAAGACCUGCGAAGCUAUGAUAUGUAUUUUAAAAUGGUGAUGGUGAAGCAAAAAAAAAAUAAUAUAUCAAGGAGCAUUAGGAACAUAUUUUGUUAUUUUGCUGUUUUGGUGAUUUUUUUUUCUUUCUUAUCAGUGUGGAAAGUAAGUAGUGCAAUGUAGGCAAACAACACAGGCCGCAAAAAAAAUGGACGGCGGGGCCGAAAUGGCUCCGGGCGGCAGUUUGGACACCCCUGCUCUAAUUUAUUCCAAGUAUUGAGAAUGUUCCACGUGGUAUGGACGACGACCUUAACGCAUGUUGUAAAGAGAUUGAACCCGUUUGUUCUACUUCCUUAAGAGGAGACCGAUAGUUUUGCACACGGAUCCUCAGCGGUGGGAGCGUGUGGGGUCUAAAAUCCCCUCUGCCCUCCUCACUGGUCCGGGUCCAGUCCGGUUCCGCUCCCUUGAGACGUUCUACCUCAGCCCUCCUUGACUGAAUGGCCGCCCUUUUUCUACUGCCUCCGUUUAACGGGACCAAGACGCUACGGCGGCAAAGGAGUGGAACAUUUCCGGUAAAUUUCCGGUACAUUUCCAUGGGAAUUUAAAAUGGGGAAUUUGGGAAUGAUUCUAAUUUGGAAACUUUCCAUGGGAAUUAGCAAACAGCUUUUUGCCCCAUUUUGUUUUCUUCAGUUCAAUGGGCAUUGUGCUGCUCCUUCCGGUGUGCACACUUUCACCACCAGGGGGGGGGCAGCAUAAUACGUAUAAAUCGCAAUAUUUAUUGUUCUUUGUAGCGGAUAAAGAAUAUAUACCUGUAUUGUACUAUCUGUAUAUACGUGUUGCUCCAUCAUUUGUGUUCAGAUAUCCCUUGCUUCAAGGGUUCUAAAGCGUUAGCAUGUCAAUGCCAUCUUCCAUUGUAUGUUAGCAUUAAGCUAGCGGGGCCUUUCUCUAGGCAGUUUUGUGUUUAGUGCAACAGUAAAUUUGACCUGGGGUUUGGCAGCACCUGAAAAUCACAUUUUUGCUCACUAGUCAAAGCAAAAAAAUUGGCCGAGCGACAGCUCAUCGCUCGAAAAACCUAUUCAUCGUUUUUGUGCUCAGGCCGAAGCCACGUCUCAUAAAAACUUUGCAUUGGCACGAUGUUGAACUGAGGGGAGGAGCUUAAUUUAUGCCUUUGUCAAUAGAAAAGUGCUUUGCUGCCAUCAUGUGGCAUCUAUAGGUAAUUACAAUUUUGCGUCGGCAUCAACAAGGAGGAUUUUUGCUAUUAAAAUAGCGGGUUACUUGAAUUGCGCAAAAAAGAAAAAAAAAAUCAACUCAAAGUUACGGCUUGUAACUUGACAAACGUGUAAAUUGGAGCACUUGCAUGAAUCUUUUUUUUUGGGUUUUUGCCAAAAUACAUUUCCCGCAACUAUAUUUAAAUUGAAGAGACAAAAUUCCUGAUUUGUUCCAGUUGAUUCCCAUGGAAAGUUUCCAACUUUGAGAAACGCCGCAGCCCGAAACUCCACACAACCUUUUUUCUACUUCCUCUUUCCGCGUCCGCUGCUGGUUCUCAGCGGACGUUACCUCUGCUCAACGCGUACUUACAGUCAAUUGGAGUGGAGAAAACUUGAUUCCAAAGUUCAAUUCAAAAAGUGAAACUCUUACACAGUAUUCUGUAGACUCACAAGUGAUUUUUUUUGGUUUUUUUUUUUUUAGAGAUCAUAAUUUUGAUGAUUAUAGUUUCCCGGAGCGCUAGCGGCUGGUAUUCCUGUCUCGCGAUUCCGAGGUUCUGGGGAACGAUCCAUGUGAAUGGUUGUUUGUCCAUAUUGUGAACUUCACUUUUUGAAUGCGAACUACUGAACUCAACAAACUUUUGUACCAAAUUGGAAUUGAUUGAUAUCCACUUGUAACUACUGAAUUGCUGUGACGGAGCAAUCCAGGUUUCUAGUCCUCCGGCCGUAGCUUUCUUUGGCAUUUCAGCUCCCUCGCACAUUUCUGUUUACGUUGUGCUUGCCUAAUGUGCUAUUGUGGCUGGUUAGGCUUUGUAUUUUUGUAUUUUUAUUUUUUAUUUCAAGCUGACUAAACAUAUGUUGUAAGCAUCUCCCAAAAAGUCUUGAAAUCCGAUGGGAGGACGUCGACUCCAGUUUCUGGCCUUCCUCGUAGUGUCCAUUUCGAAAGUGGUUUGAGCGUUUAUUCCAUUUCCUUGAUAUCCAGCUUAAGGUUCGUGUACUAGUACGCUCCUUGUCCUCACUAGUAGAUCAACUACUAUGUUACUCAUGAGGCAAAACUGUGCACUAGUUGACAUCUGCGCACCUCUAAGUACUACUAGUGACAUCAAAUUCUACUUGUUAAAAUCUAGCAUUUCACUAGGAGUACUAGUAGGUGUCGCUUAGACUGCGGACAAUGAAAGGCCACUCUAAAAUGAGCGGUUUUACUGAAUUUGACAUACUGGGAGGACUACGUUACUAGUGAGGCAAAACUACUAGUGGGCAUUUUGGUGUUUCUAGUGGGGAUCGGGAGGCUACUAGUGCGUGACAUGCCUACUCGUUGGGUCAUGUGUUAGUAAUGCAGCACAGUAGUUUAGUAGUAAGGUUUGAUUGCGUACUGUAGGCGCUAGUAGUGGGGAAAAAACGACGCGUAAGAAAGUUGAUCAACUAUUGCAUCUAGGACAUCUAGUAGUACAAGUGAGGCGAAAGCGCAUACUAGUACAUGUAGUAUGGUCUUUGUCCUCACUACUAAGACAACUUUACGUUACUAGUAGUCAGGCAAAACUGUACUACGGUUGACAACUGUGUGCUACAAGUACUACUUCUCACAUUACACUUCACUAGUAAUACACUAAUAGUGUGCAGAUGUCAACUAGUAUACCGAUCACUAGUAACAUGUAAUAGGACAACUAGUAUGCCAAAGUUGCCCUACUAGUGAGGACGAAGAGUGUACUAGUACAUGGACCUUGAGCUGGAUGUGGAAUAAAUGCUCAAACAUUCCAUUUAUUUCAGAUUUAGUAACUAGUAACCAUUCCGUUAAUGUCGUCCUGGCACAUAUUUCUCCAAUAUAGUGUGAAUAUUUUUAUUUAUUUUUAUUUUUUUACCACCUGAUGUUUUUAUUUUUGCCUCUCUUGUUGUUGCGGGUGUAAAACGACCUCCAGUUCUCACGUUUAGACACGACGUGAUGACCGACGACCAGAGACGACGACAACUUGUCGUCUUUUGAGUCGCUCCGAGGACCACACUGACGAGGGGGGGUUGGGGGAUAACUGUGAAAAAGUACAUUUGACCAGAAUAAAGUCAGAUAACAUUGCAAGAAAACAGUUGUCAUGUUUUGAAAGUAGAGUGUUUAUUUUUUUGGGGGGAAAAUGAAAAAAUUGCAAGAAUAGAUUUUAACGACCAAAAUGCCUCAAAGUUCUUACCGGUUCUUUCUGGCGACGGUAUUUGCGUGCGUAAAAAUGAACAUUUUCCCAAAUUGCAACUACACUGUCAUUUAGAGCAGUCCUUCUCAAACUACUCCCAAGUACCACAGGAAAAACAACAACAACUUUAGCUCUCCAAGUUUCACCGUGACCAACAUUAUAAUACAGUAGCUAGUAGGCGUAAGUGUUCAUCAAAAACAAGAAUUAUUAUUAUUUUUUUUUCUUUUCUAAAAAGUACUUUUUUUACAGCACAGUUUUAACAUCAACACUGCGCUUAAAUAUGGAAAAUAAAAAAAGUAUGUAUUCAAUUAAAAUGUAUUCUAGAUAAUACUUUAAAAAAACAUUUUAACUAAAUAAUCAUUUCUAAAAGUUUUUAAAGAUGAAAUGCAAAUGUAUCGAGUUUAAAAGUUAAAUACAACUGAAUUGUACUCGGAGUGAUUUUUUUUUUUUCCACAUACCACUCGAGAGAGCCCUUAACAAUGGCACAUUUUAGAGCAUUAAAUUGAAAAAACAAAUAAAAUUGUUCAAAAAGAAAAAGUCCAAUGUUUAUUUUUAGGUCUCAAUAUUUUUUAUUUUAUUUUGUAACCCCAAGAGUUAUAUAGUGAUCAUUAAAUAAUUAAAUGGAAAUGCAUUGUACUUGUGUUGUGAAAUACAACUGAACUGUACUUAAGAAAUUUACUGUCCUUGAAAAGUUAAACAUGCAUCAUAACUUCAUUCUCAUAACAUUAAAACUUUAGGAAAAUUGUAACUAGUAUUCCGAAAUAAUUCUCAUGAAAUUACAAACUUCCAAAAUUAAUUUAUUUUAAUAUUACAAAUUCAUUUUCAUAAUGAUGUUACUAUUAAUAAUUAUGACUAUAUUCUUUAAUCCUGUAAAUUUGUCACUUUUGUUCCACUACAUAACGAUGCUUAAAAAAAUAUAUAUAUGUAAAUGACUUUUUCUUGUCAUUUUGUCCGAAUAAAGUUUUAAUAAACAUUUUCUUUUUUUUUUAUUUAUUUUGUACUGCGACUUUUGUUCCUUUUCCACGUGGCGAUCCUUCCAUCCUCACGGAGUGCAUCAAACGUCUAUGCAACUUUUAUUUUUGAUUAUAUUUUAUGUAUUAUUGUUCCUGCGGGAAAUGGGUUCACUUGUCACUGAAACUAUGCAGCGUGCAUCUUUUUUGUUGUCGUUUGUUUGAUUUGUAGAAACAGACUUGAGUGUAACCUUCUCAGGAGAUUCAACGCAGGGGCUUCAUCUUAACAUUUUUUUUUGUCGUAUUUUUAUUUUUUUUUGUGUGUCUUUUUUGGCCAGCACAGGAAAUCAACUGCGUGUUUGUUACACAGUUGUAGUUGAGUGUUAACACUUCAGAUCAUUUUCCCUCUGUAAUUGUAAAGGAUAGGAAGCCGUUUGAAUAUUUUAUUCCACAUCCUCGAUAUGAAAUUGUUAGUUUGUUUUUGUUUUGUUUUUCCCGUGAGCUGAACUCAAAGAUCUAAGAAUGUUUCGAUGGACGCAAAAGGCCAAUUUAUCUCAAAUGUUGUUUGCAAAUCUGUGUUAGUGAGCGCAGAUUUGUCUUUCCAUGCACUAGUAGAAUGACUGAAAAUGUUUCCACUACUGUAGGACAUUUCUGCACACUAGUAGGAGAACUUCGGCAUCCUUGUUAGGACAAUUUCAUGGUUCCUAGUAAGGCAAAAUGUGUGCUACUAGCACGACUAGUGACAUUAUGAAAUUCUACUAGUUAACAUCUAGUAGUAGUAGUAGUAGUAGUGGUAGUAGGUGUGCCUUAGGCUGGCCACAGUGAAAGGCCACAAAAAGUGCAGUUACUGAAUUGCAGUAAGCAACUGCAGAUUGUAGAGUGGCCCUUUAUCGCGGGCAGCCUAAGGCACACCUGUGCAAUAAUCAGCAUCUUGACAUGCUCACUGACACGGAUUUAGACACAUUUGUGAAAAAUAUUUGAGAGAAACGGGGGCUUAGUGUACUAGAUACAAAUCUUAGAUUUUAAGUGCAGUUUAAUGAAAAAUGGAAUUCCCAAACAAAAGUGUUGCAUUUAUGCUUUUGCUGAGUGGAUAUGACAUUUCAUGUUCUCUUUUUUUCUUAAAUACAUUAUCAUUGGGAAAAAAAAAAAAAAAAAGAUAUACAUCGUUAUUAUAUCAUGAUUUUACCUGUCGACGUCCUUGUUUACAGUCUAUUGGGCGAGCCGGUUGUCGUGUCAAGUGUCUGGCUGCUUUCCAGCGUCAACUCAUGUACAGUACAGAUGCAAUCUGCUAACGAAUGUGCAAAUAAACAGAUUUUACUUUGAG